Callorhinchus milii (elephant shark) is the source of this 2331-nucleotide messenger RNA. RefSeq names its product nuclear receptor subfamily 2, group E, member 1 (gene nr2e1). Gene Ontology annotation, biological process: negative regulation of transcription by RNA polymerase II; anatomical structure development; cell differentiation. Lineage: Eukaryota; Metazoa; Chordata; Chondrichthyes; Chimaeriformes; Callorhinchidae. Gene Ontology annotation, molecular function: nuclear receptor activity; zinc ion binding; RNA polymerase II cis-regulatory region sequence-specific DNA binding. The record is from RefSeq and is a predicted model, not a curated record.
UCAACAGCAAAACAUUCCCCGAUAUCCCAGCCAUCCCUACACCCAAGAACUGCAAGAAUGAGCAAGCCCGCCGGAUCAACAAGUCGCAUUUUGGAUAUCCCAUGCAAGGUGUGCGGUGAUCGCAGCUCCGGUAAACACUAUGGGGUUUACGCCUGUGACGGCUGCUCGGGAUUUUUCAAACGCAGUAUUCGUCGGAACAGAACUUAUGUCUGCAAAUCAGGCAACCAGGGUGGUUGUCCUGUAGACAAGACUCACAGAAACCAGUGCAGAGCCUGUCGACUAAAAAAGUGCCUGGAAGUUAACAUGAACAAAGACGCUGUGCAACAUGAAAGAGGUCCCAGGACGUCGACCAUAAGGAAACAGGUAGCGCUUUAUUUCCGUGGACACAAGGAAGUGAACGGAACCGCCACUUACCCAGCGGCUGCAUUACCUGGACCAGCUUUCUUCACUGCUGUCACCCAGUUGGAAACACACAACAUCGACCUGACCCCUGGGUCCGACCGCCAGACUUUGGUGGGAUUGCCACAGCCAACUCCGAAGUAUCCACAUGAGGUGAAUGGCACGCCAAUGUAUCUGUACGAGGUGGCAACUGAAUCGGUCUGUGAAUCUGCAGCCAGGCUUCUCUUCAUGAGCAUCAAGUGGGCCAAGAGUGUGCCAGCGUUCUCCACACUCCCAUUCCAGGAUCAGCUAAUACUUCUGGAAGAUGCCUGGAGGGAGCUCUUUGUUCUGGGGAUAGCCCAGUGGGCCAUUCCAAUUGAUUCCAGUACUCUGUUGGCUGUAUCUGGAAUGAACAGUGAUAACACCGAUUCACAAAAACUGAGCAAAAUCGUUGCGGAAAUCCACGCUUUACAGGAGGUGGUGGCGCGAUUCCGACAGCUCCGAGUUGACGCCACCGAAUUUGCCUGUUUGAAAUGCAUCGUGACUUUUAAAGCUGUUCCCACUCACAGCGGCUCGGAGCUGAGGAAUUUCCGUAACUCCGGGGCCAUCGCAGCUCUGCAGGACGAGGCUCAGCUCACUCUCAACAGCUACAUCCACACCAGGUACCCAACGCAGCCGUGCCGUUUUGGAAAAUUACUUUUACUUCUACCAGCUUUACGCUCUGUGAAUCCCUCUACUAUUGAAGAAGUCUUCUUCAAGAAAACCAUCGGAAAUGUCCCUAUCACAAGACUAUUGUCAGACAUGUACAAAUCUAGUGAUAUUUAACUGCAAAAUUUUCAUCCAGAUAACCAACUUUAUCAUACUAGAAGUGGCACUGUCAUAAGCUCGUGCAUUGUACUUGCUGAACUAACAGGACUCGUAACUAUGACCGUCAAAAUGUGUUUGUUUUAUAUAUCACACUUACAAAGUGAACAGGGGCUGUUUGUUUCUCUAUAGCACUCUCCAUUUAGCCCCUGAAGCUUGCCUGUCUUUGAAAAACAAAACAAGAUUUCUAAACAAUCAUGAACUUUUACAAUUCACUUAAAGGAUGGCACUCAUGGCAUGUCUCGUAAAAAAAUAGUUAGGGGAAGAGACAGAGAGGCUUUUUCCUCUGUUGCCAGUGUUGAAUGCUCAAGUCAGUGUCAGGUAAUGGGUGACUUGUCUCAGGUCUCCCUGGAUCUGGCUUUUAGAAUAACAUUGACAACUAUGGAUGCUUUCAUGACCUGAAAACUUAAGAUGUUGCAGACAGAACAUUUCAAAUGCUGAAUCACAAGGUGGCAUUGAGGAAAGAUGCUGGAGCUGUAAGUAGGGGCAGUUUGUGUCUCUGCAUUCACAAUCUCUAUGCCAUACGAAAACAACUGUAUCUUAGUCUAUAUAUAAAAAGCAGUUAUAUUAUAGUGGUUGUGUUCUGCAGUAUACUUACCCCUGAAAUUGUUAGUAUGUACUUUUAAUUUCCCUUUUUAACAUCUCAAAGAUGCUUUACAAAAAUGGGUGUAUGCUCACACUGGGUGUGUAAUUAGACAAACCAAAUGUGAAGUGUGAAACGGAGGAUCGAGCCAGCUGUUCGCUGGUGAGUGGCGAAGUGCUGAAACCAAAGGGGAUGACAGCCUGAUUCUCGCUGGGUGAACCACAUGCACAAAGGUGCAACAGCCAGAUCCUCAAAUCUCAAGGUCAACCCUGCAAUUCUCAGACAAGAUGAAAGACUUGGCAUUCCAGAUAGAGGUAAUAUUGUGGGAAAAACACAGACUCCUUAAAAGUGCCUUUCCUUGAGGGAUUUGGCUCAAUUAUCAGGAACAAUUGCAACCUUCCGGAGUUGCUAUUUUGAACUCUGGAAAAACAGGCGUCUGUGAUACGGACAACAAAAAUCAUCUUUCAAUCAGGAGGAAUGGAGAGAAAUGACUUUAAACUUAGCAC